Messenger RNA from Rotaria sordida, 840 nucleotides. The record is from the annotation of a GenBank genome assembly. Lineage: Eukaryota; Metazoa; Rotifera; Eurotatoria; Philodinida; Philodinidae.
AUGAAUCGUGCUCUACGAUCACAAGAUAUUGAAACUUUUAUGAAAAUGAGAUUUUUUAUUUGUGAUCUUCAUCAACAAAUUUCAAAUAUGUAUAAUGAACAAAGUGAUCGACACAAAGAAAUAACAGUAUAUCGUGGUCAAAGUAUGUUAUUAGAUGAUUUUGAUAGAUUGAAAAAUAGCAUCGGUGGUCUUCUUUCAUUCAAUAGUUUUUUAUCAACCAGUCUAGAUUUAAAUGUUUCAGUACAAUUUGCUAUACGUGCAGCCGAGAAUCCAAAAGUAAAUGCAAUACUCUUUCAAAUGACUAUUGAUCCGACAAAAUCAUCCGUUCCAUUUGCUUAUUUAGAAGAAAAUAGUUCUUACAAAUAUGAAAAUGAAAUUCUUUUCUCUAUGCAUACUAUUUUUCGUAUUAUUGAUGUUCUACAUAUUCAAGAUCAAUAUUGGCUCGUUAACUUAAGUCUAACAAGUGAUAAUGAUCCAACACUCAAAGUAUUGACUGAUCAUUUUAGAAAAGAGAUUGGAAAUGGUAAUCCUUUAGAUCGAUUAGAAAGUUUAAUGUUAAAAUUGGGCGAAUUCAAUCAAGCUGAAGAAAUCUUUGGUACACAACUCAAUUCUGAAAAUGAAAAAACUUGGCGUAGUCAAGCUCAUAUCAAUCAUCAACUUGCAUAUGUUUAUAGUCAUAAGGGUGAUUAUACAGCUGCUUUAUCACAUUACAAAAAAGCACUUGAAAUGGAAUUGAAUUAUAUUGCCGAAGAUGAUUCGUCAUUGGCUCCUACCUACAAUAAUAUUGCUGGAGUACAUCAUUCAAUGGGGGGAAUAUUCAUUAGCUCUAUCUUUUUAUAG